Molecule: messenger RNA, 1371 nt
Organism: Lytechinus variegatus (green sea urchin)
Lineage: Eukaryota; Metazoa; Echinodermata; Echinoidea; Temnopleuroida; Toxopneustidae
Product: ZP domain-containing protein-like
Exons: 8
Coding region: 128-1321 (397 amino acids)
Source: RefSeq, a predicted model, not a curated record
CGAUCUCCUAUCGAAUUCUAACUAUGGAGUACCGGGAAGCUAUCUAUUCGAAGUAUCAAAUACAAUUCGUGAAAUAGGGAAAGUUGUCUGCAGAUCAACCAACCCCUGUCUAAAUGGAGGAUCAUGUAUGGACAAUGAGUGUUCCUGCGCUGGAGGUUUCUAUGGAAGAUUCUGUCAUUUGUCGGAUUCAACAGGCGAAGAUAGUUGUGCUGCCCACCCCUGCCUUAAUGGAGGAAACUGUGAGGAUGGUUCUUGCUUGUGUCCGGCUGCGUUUUCCGGCAACCGUUGUCAAGAUAAGCUGACAUCUGUUGAGUGCGGAAGUGGUUCAAUGACUGUCACCAUUGAUAAACGUCUAGUCCCUGGUAAUGCUAAUGCUGUUCAUUUCAUAAACCAAUCUUGUUUCGGAGUCGAAAGCUCAAAUUCUGAUGAGAUAACUCUGUCUACAAACUAUAGAGAGUGUGGCACCACCUUAACGGAUGAUGUCUCUACAAUGACUUUUUCUAAUGUUAUCACUUAUGAAAAACCUGAAGCUGAAGGAGAUACAGCAAUCACUCGAGAAUAUCAAAUGCAGCUUCGGGUGGAAUGUUGUUUAAACAAAUCAGAAACAGUUGAUGGGUCCUUCAAACCACGCCUUGGUAAGGUUGCCUUCAGCGACAAGAGCACUGGUAACUUCGAUCUAAAUCUGGCAAGGUUCAAGACAGAGAAUAUUCAGGAAGUUGACUCUAGCUCGGUGUCGCUAGGCCAAGAACUCUUCUUUGAAGUCAGUCUUAAAUCGGUAGAAAUCCUUGGUAUGUUCAUAGAGAGCUGUUGGGCUACAGCAACCGUGGACCCAGCGACAAAUCCACACCACUCUCUGAUUUCCUCAAGAUGCCCAGAAGAUCCAACAACGUCCAUCAAUAAUGACCUUGAUUUGGAUCGAGAAAGUUUUUCCUUUAAGGCAUUUGCAUUCACUGGUGACAAUCAAAACACCCAGGUAUACGUUCACUGUUUAGUGAUGGUAUGCGGUGCAGAGGAGGCUCGGUUGAAUCGAGACAUGGGCUGCCCCUCAAACGACGGUGAAGCUGCAUUUUGGAACUCAUCACCGGUUCGCAAACGACGAUCUACGUCAUCCCUUUCCACUCAAACGAUCAGUAGUGGUCCGAUUCGUAUCCGUAACCCUACCAGUGGCAUGGCAACUAAUGAUGUGUCUUUGUACAACCCGUUUGCGAUGCUCAUCCUUGGUAUCAGCGCCGCAGUGGUUGCCAUGCUUAUUCUGAUGGGUGUGGUCAAGCUAGUUGGUACCAACUUCAACUAUCACCGUGUGUCGACCGAGACCAUUUAAGGGAUUUAACUCUUAACAUGCUGGUGAUGCUAAUUGGCUCCAAAAAUACA